Messenger RNA from Hemiscyllium ocellatum (epaulette shark), 1386 nucleotides. It is a transcript of the gene cnih3, whose product is annotated as cornichon family AMPA receptor auxiliary protein 3. The transcript is spliced from 6 exons. Bases 395 to 877 code for a protein of 160 amino acids. The record is from RefSeq and is a predicted model, not a curated record. NCBI's taxonomy places the organism in Eukaryota, Metazoa, Chordata, Chondrichthyes, Orectolobiformes, Hemiscylliidae. Gene Ontology annotation, cellular component: dendrite; synapse. Gene Ontology annotation, biological process: regulation of AMPA receptor activity; vesicle-mediated transport.
AGUUCUCCGAGUUUAGGGAUUGAACCAUUUAUCUGGAAAAGGGCUGGUUCCCAGGAACAGUCAGGAUUGACUCAGCUCCAAAUUAUUUGGUGGAGAAGGAAUUUUUUGCCGCGCUCAGAUUCGGAAGAUGAACUGGGGGAACUGACAAGUGAAUGUUUUGGAAACUAUAUCAGAGAUUCGGGGUUGUUGGGUGGCAGUAGGGGGGAGUCAGGGAACUUGGGAGUGAGAACAAGCCGCGAUGUUUGUCCGGUCCGGACGGUGUUGGUUCUAAUCCCUGGAGCAGUUUUGAGCUGACAGUGUUUUCCCUGGAUUUGUUGUUGGCUGUCGGAGUGGGACUCGGAUCCGAUGGGAAUUGGGGACAUUUGGAAGCAUAUCACCACCACUGAGGAAAACUAUGGCGUUUACAUUCGCUGCCUUCUGUUACAUGCUUUCCUUAGUCCUCUGCUCUUCCCUCAUCUUCUUCGCCAUCUGGAACAUAAUUGCAUUUGAUGAAUUACGUAAAGAUCUUAGGAACCCCAUUGAUCAAUGCAAUCCUCUCCAUGCACGAGAGAGGCUGAGGAAUAUUGAACGGAUCUGCUACUUGCUGCGGAGGUUGGUGCUUCCAGAAUAUUCCAUCCAUGGAUUGUUCUGUAUCAUGUUCCUGUGUGCACAAGAAUGGCUGACACUUGGUCUCAAUAUCCCUCUGCUCUUCUAUAAUCUUUGGAGAUAUUUUCACAACCCCACAGACAGUAAUGAGUUAAUGUACGAUCCUGUGACAGUGAUGAAUGAUGAGACACUCAACUACUGCCAGAAGGAAGCUUGGUGCAAGAUGUCCUUCUACCUGAUGUCAUUUUUCUACUACCUAUAUUGUAUGAUCGAUACAUUGGUCAGCAUCUAAUCAGGAGGACUCAGAGGCAGAGUGCAAAUCAAAUCCAGCAAAAAGCAGGGGCAGAGAGAGACUGUUGCAUCCGAGUUAUUGAAUUCUAACCUUGAACCAUCGUUUACCAUAUUCCCUUUGAAACAAUGAAGCAGCAGGGAAGAGUGAGUCCUUUACGAUCUCAACAGCCAUGGAGGAUGAAGGGAAAGUACGGAAGGGAGUUGAUUUCUGCCUCACUCAACAUGUCUGCCUUGUUCAUGGAUGUACAGUCUUAAAGUUUACAACUCUGAAACCAGCUGUGAUGUCUGUAUAAUUGUUUUAUUUAUCUAGUUGCGUACAGAGGUGUCUCCAUCAGUCCCCUUCUAAGUAAAGGAGAUCUCUCCAGCUGGACCAUUUACAGUCAAGGAGAUCUCACCAUCAAGAUCCCUUUAUAUAGGAUCCUCCUCCUUCAGAAGCCCCUAAAGUAAGCAAUAUCCCUCCAUCAGGUUCUCUUAGAAUAAGGGCGAUCUCUCCGUGAACCUUACAGUGAU